AUGUCCUGCAACAGCCUGUGUGUGCCCAGCUGCGGGGUGGCCACCCCAGCCCCUCUGGCUGACACCUGCAACGAGCCCUGCGUGCGGCAGUGCCCCGACUCCACGGUGGUCAUCCAGCCCCCGGCCUCGGUGGUCACCUUCCCCGGGCCCAUCCUCAGCUCCUUCCCGCAGCAGAGCGCCGUGGGCUCGGCCGGAGCUCCCUACGUGGGAGCCGGCUCCGGGGGCGCCUUUGGAAGCCGUGGGGGCUACGGAGGCUACGGGAGCCUUGGGGGCUAUGGAGGUUACGGAGGCUGGGGCUAUGGAGGCCGUGGUCUCUACGGGGGCUGGGGCUAUGGAGGCUUUGGGGGCUAUGGGGGCUACGGCAGCUGUGGCUACGGCGGAUGGAGCAGUGGCCACCGGUACCUCAACGGCAACUGCGGGCCCUGCUAA
Messenger RNA from Passer domesticus (house sparrow), 429 nucleotides. RefSeq names its product claw keratin-like. The transcript has a single exon. Gene Ontology annotation, cellular component: intermediate filament. NCBI's taxonomy places the organism in Eukaryota, Metazoa, Chordata, Aves, Passeriformes, Passeridae. The record is from RefSeq and is a predicted model, not a curated record. Gene Ontology annotation, molecular function: structural constituent of cytoskeleton. Bases 1 to 429 code for a protein of 142 amino acids.